AUGCCUUCCAUUUCCGGCCAAACUAUUCUCGUCAUCGGAGGCUCCUCCGGUAUUGGUUUCGGCGUUGCAAAACUGGCCCUAGCCGAAGGUAUGAGGGUAGCAAUCGCCUCAUCAAACCCGGAACGAGUAGCCAGCGCAGUUGACCGGUUGAAAAAAUCAUCAUUCAACGAAGCAUCGACAGUUUAUGGAUAUACCGUGGACCUCGGCCACCACGACGUCGAGUCUCAACUUGAAAAACUUCUUGCUGACGUCACUAUUGCUUUCGGGGGUAAUAAUGGUCAGGAGAUGCUAGAUCAUCUUGUCUUUACUGCUGGAGGCCCAAUCGAGCAUCGACCAAUAAGCGACAUCGACCUCGACUUCAUUCACCGAUGUGGGCAGGUACGAUUCGCAGCUCCGCUGCUCAUCGGAAAGCUUGCACCACGAUUCUUCAAGUCCCACUGGAAAUCAUCUAUCACUUUCACAAGUGGUAAAGUCGCAGAGAAACCAUUGCCCCAGUACACAGUUUUUGCUUCCUACGCAGCUGGCCUUAGUGGUGCCACCCGAAAUUUGGCCUUGGAUCUGAAACCCAUCCGAGUCAACCAGGUCAAUCCAGGUGCGGUGAUUACGGAACUCUGGGGCGAAGGAGCGGAGGCCCGCAUCGAGGAAACUGCCAGAAAGGCACUCUUGGGUAAGAUGGGUACACCAGAGGAGACUGCUGAGGCUUAUAUCUACUUGAUGAAGGAUACCACGGCGACUGGAGUGUUUAUUAACAACAGUGGUGGAGAUCUUCUGUUGUGA
This is a messenger RNA of Talaromyces amestolkiae, 777 nucleotides long. RefSeq lists its product as uncharacterized. The coding region runs from base 1 to 777 and encodes 258 amino acids. The transcript has a single exon. Gene Ontology annotation, molecular function: oxidoreductase activity. The record is from RefSeq and is a predicted model, not a curated record. Lineage: Eukaryota; Fungi; Ascomycota; Eurotiomycetes; Eurotiales; Trichocomaceae.